This is a messenger RNA of Mucor velutinosus, 306 nucleotides long. RefSeq lists its product as uncharacterized. The record is from RefSeq and is a predicted model, not a curated record. NCBI's taxonomy places the organism in Eukaryota, Fungi, Mucoromycota, Mucoromycetes, Mucorales, Mucoraceae. The coding region runs from base 1 to 306 and encodes 101 amino acids. The transcript has a single exon.
AUGAACAUUAUUGCACCUCUCCCAAAGAAGCCCUCUUCGUACAGCCAGCAACAUUUCUGGUCAGAAAACGAUGAAGCAUGUCAAGAGCUUCGACAGAUUCUUACCUCUCACACAAGCAUGAUGGAAGAUCUGGCCAUCAUCCGCACCAACAAUCCUUUGCCCAAUGACUCCAGCUUUAUUCCUAUUCAUCAAGCUGUCUCCCAUUUAUCUGUUUCAUCAGACAGUAAAAUUAUUCGUCCCAGAUCUUUCAGUGUUGGUGAUUCAAGAAACUACUCUUUCAAUACCACUAUCAAUCUUGUCCAUUAA